UUGGAUUAAAGUAUGUGAAGAAUUUUGGACAACUUGGAACCUACCAAACUGUUGUGGUGCAGUUGACGGGAAGCACGUACAAAUACAAGCUCCGCCAAAUUCUGGGAGCUUGUACUUCAACUACAAAAAAACUUUCAGUAUAAUAUUAAUGGCGGCAUGUGAUCACAAUUAUAAAUUUACAGUAGUAGAUGUUGGAGCAUAUGGCAGCAACAGUGAUGGCGGAGUUUUGUCAAGAUCGGAGUUUGGCAAAGCUCUACACAAUGGUAAUCUGAAUUUACCAAAAGGUGAAGCCAAUUUGCCUGGAAGUAGAACAAGGACGCCAUGUUUCUUCGUUGGAGAUGAGGCAUUUCAACUAACACAAAAUGUGAUGAGGCCAUAUCCAGGUCGCAAUUUAAAUGUAAAAAAGAAAAUCUUUAAUUAUAGAUUAUCACGAGCUAGGAGGGUUAUAGAGAAUACAUUCGGGAUUCUUGUCUCACGCUGGAGAAUUUUAAGAAAAUCUAUUACUUUACAUCCUGAAAAUGUCGACAAGAUCAUAUUAGCAACGAUAUGUCUCCACAAUUUUUUAAAAACUGUGAACGAUUUGAGGCCAGCAGAACACAGAAUUUAUUGUCCUCCCAAUUUCGUCGAUACUGAGCAAGAGGAUGGCACUAUUAUUAGUGGAGGCUGGAGAAGUGAAUGUUCUACAAGUAACGUAGUAGAAAUUGAACGUAUUAGAGCAAUCAAUGCUCGUCGUUCAACCACACUGGCAUACAAGCAACGAGAUGAAAUAGCAGAUUAUUUGCUAACUCCUGAGGGUGAAGUUUUAUGGCAAUACGAGUACAUUAAUAGAGGUUUCAACAGUCCAGAUUUCCAUUGAGCCAAGAAGUUACUUUUAUUCGCAUUUGUUAAAAGAUUAAUUACUUUUAUUUGGAAUUUUUUAUUGUAUACAUUUCUAUGACGUUUA
This is a messenger RNA of Temnothorax curvispinosus, 943 nucleotides long. RefSeq names its product protein ALP1-like. The transcript has a single exon. Lineage: Eukaryota; Metazoa; Arthropoda; Insecta; Hymenoptera; Formicidae. The coding region runs from base 149 to 856 and encodes 235 amino acids. The record is from RefSeq and is a predicted model, not a curated record.